Messenger RNA from Dracunculus medinensis (Guinea worm), 204 nucleotides. The record is from the annotation of a GenBank genome assembly. NCBI's taxonomy places the organism in Eukaryota, Metazoa, Nematoda, Chromadorea, Rhabditida, Dracunculidae.
AUGUCGAUAUCGGAACCACAACCUUCAUCGUCUGCUUCUUCAUCGAUUGUUCAACAACAACAAACAAUUAGAACGGUAGAAAAUGAGCGAAUCACGUUACCUUCACAAAAUACAAAAGAAAACGAUGAUGCCUUAAGUGAUAGCAGUAAUGAUGUGGAAAAUUUGGCUAUGCGAACACUUGAAAAUUUAGAUGAGAAGGUAUAA